This is a messenger RNA of Cryptomeria japonica (Japanese cedar), 1443 nucleotides long. RefSeq names its product DELLA protein GAIP-like. The transcript has a single exon. Gene Ontology annotation, cellular component: nucleus. Gene Ontology annotation, biological process: regulation of DNA-templated transcription. Gene Ontology annotation, molecular function: DNA-binding transcription factor activity; sequence-specific DNA binding. The coding region runs from base 1 to 1443 and encodes 480 amino acids. NCBI's taxonomy places the organism in Eukaryota, Viridiplantae, Streptophyta, Pinopsida, Cupressales, Cupressaceae. The record is from RefSeq and is a predicted model, not a curated record.
AUGGCUGAGAGCUUUCCAGUGUGUGGGUAUAAAAAUAGUCGAUGUUCAACAAUCUACGAGGGCGAUCAGACGGCGCUGAAUAUUAUGUCAGGGCAGUUUGAUGAAUCCUCAAUACCACAGUAUGAUGUUUCCCCGCCGCCCUCUAAAUUCAAUGGCGAAAUGCCCACAAAUGCCAAGGCUUUUUCUGCUGAAGAAAUCAUCAAACUCGCGGCCACGAGGUACAUACGAGGAUCUCUUGAUAGCGGCAUGGACUCUUGCUUUGUGACUCCUGCAAUGGCGAUGGAAGACCAGCAUGGGCUAGAAUUGGCUCAGCUAAUUUUCAUCACGGCGGAUUUAAUAAGCAGCAAACAGUAUGAUCAAGCAUCCAGGCUGUUGACGCAGUGUCGUAACUUCUCUUCGCAGUGGGGAAACCCCACACAGAGAUUCUGCUACUACGUUUCCGGGGCGCUCCAGGAGAGAAUCGAACGCCAGGCCUGCGAGGAGUUGAGAAAUCCUCUAAAGCCAGCCCUCAAUUUCACCAACAAUGUCAACAGUGGUUAUAAUAAAGCGGAAUUUAAUCAGGUGCUGGCUUUUUAUAAUAGUGUUCUCCCGUAUGUGAAACUGGUGACACUAACGUCUAUGCAGGCAAUUUUAGACACUAUGGGAGAUUCUAGCAGAAUUCAUGUUAUAGAUCUGGAGAUUGGAAAUGGGUGCCAAUGGUCGGUUCUGAUGCAGAGCCUUGCGCUGAGAAGUACUUCCCAUUCGACUAAGCUUCUAAGGAUCACGGCACUUGGAAUGGAUGCGGAUGAUCUGAAAGAUAGCGGAAGAAGACUUCACGAGCUCGCUGAGUCCUUGGGGAUUCCGUUUUCUUACAGGAUGGUGCAGAUCAAAAGUAUGGAGGAGAUUAACGAAGGUAUGUUCAAAAUAAAACCUGGGGAGGCUGUCGCAGUGUUCGCUCCCACUGUUUUCCAUAGGCUAUUAUAUAAUCGGAGUCUUCUGGAGAGUGUUGUGGAUGUUAUAAAGAGAUUAAAGCCCCGGAUAAUGGUGAAUAUAGAGGUUGAAGUUGACAGCAAUUCUCCAUCUUUUGAAAAGCGAUUAGUCGAUGUACUUUUUCAUAGCAGCGCUUGUUUUGACGCCCAUGAUGUGAUAAUGCCGGAUAGACAUGAUCCUCGAAGGGUGAAGUAUGAGGAAAUAUUCUGUGGAAGGCAGCUAAGGAAUACGAUUGCCUGUGAGGGGAGCGAAAGGAGAGUUAGACAUGUUAAAAUUGAUGUGUGGAGAUGUUUUUUUAAACACAAGGGAUUCAGGGAGAUGAGCUUCAGUUAUCAAGCUUGGUAUCAGGCCAGAUUACUGCUCAGAGAAUUUCCUAACGGAGAAUGCUUUAGUGUUGAGGCCAAUGGAGAUGCCCUAAUAACUGGGUGGAAAGCAACCCCAGUAGUUGCAGUGUCUUUAUGGGCUUGUGGCUGA